Messenger RNA from Amphibalanus amphitrite, 753 nucleotides. Its product is annotated as cuticle protein CP14.6-like. The record is from RefSeq and is a predicted model, not a curated record. The transcript has 4 exons. Gene Ontology annotation, cellular component: chitin-based extracellular matrix. The coding region runs from base 143 to 604 and encodes 153 amino acids. NCBI's taxonomy places the organism in Eukaryota, Metazoa, Arthropoda, Thecostraca, Balanomorpha, Balanidae. Gene Ontology annotation, molecular function: structural constituent of chitin-based larval cuticle.
CGCCAGUGGGGUCAAGGCUCACCACACUGUUUCCCAACGUCUCCGCCGUCCGUCCGUCCGUCCGUCGGGUCUGUAUAAAGUCGGUCAGCGGCGGCUGGGAGGCAUCAGUUCACCGCCGAACUCCACCCAAAACAGCCCAAACAUGCAGCUGUUUUUCUUCGCCGUCGUCCUGGCCGUGGCCGCCGCCGCCCCGUCGGAGCUCUCCUACGAAGAGGAAAUCGUCGAAAUUCUCCGACAGAACAUCGACCACAACGACGACCACUCCUAUCAACAUUCUUUCGAGAGCGAGAACGGCAUCUCUGUGUCGGAGUCUGGCCAGCCGGAGGAUGACGACAGCUACAGCGUGUCGGGCCAGUUCAGCUACACGGCCCCCGACGGCGUCACCUACACGGUGGUGUACUCGGCCGGCGAGCAGGGCUUCCAGGCGCAGGGCGACCACCUGCCCACCCCGGUGCCCACCCAGUACCCCACGCCCGAGGUGGCCGACGACGAGGAAGAGGAGGGAGAGCAGGAGGAGGAGGAGGAGGGAGAGGAGGAGAGUGCUGCUGCUGGGGAGCCCGUCUACGAGAGGGUCAUCGUCGGCUACAGGCCACGGUACAACUAAACUAUCAAAUGUUCACAUUCCUUUCACGGGUACUGCGCGUCAUAUGCCUUCAUUGCGCCGAUUUUGACGGCGUUUGUGUUUAAUGUUCACGUGUACCAAUUGUAUGCUCAUAUGCGUAAAAGUAUUGUUUUAAUAAAUUUAAAUGUGAA